This is a messenger RNA of Sardina pilchardus (European sardine), 3219 nucleotides long. RefSeq lists its product as uncharacterized. The transcript is spliced from 6 exons. The coding region runs from base 87 to 2753 and encodes 888 amino acids. Lineage: Eukaryota; Metazoa; Chordata; Actinopteri; Clupeiformes; Clupeidae. The record is from RefSeq and is a predicted model, not a curated record. Gene Ontology annotation, cellular component: cytoplasm.
UGUGUCAUAAUCUGUUAAUCAUAAUCUCUAAUAAUUGUUAUUUCAUAAUCUCACAGAUAUCUUGCUGUAUCACAGAAGAGGACAACAUGGGCAAUGUUCUCCACCGAAGGAGAGACGAGCCUCCGCCAUCAAAAAGACAGAUUCUAUCUGAUGUUGACAUCCAAGUCAGUCGCCAUAACAACAACAACCGCAAUAACAGCAACAACACCAAAGUGACGGAGGAGCCCUUCCCUCUAAAUAAGCAACAAACUGUCACUCAGGAGGAGGAGGGCGGCCUUCAGGCUCCUAAAAGGGCCUCAGAAGCCCCUGCCGACGACACCGCCCCGACUUCAUCUGAAGAAGUGGCAGAUAAAUCUGUCAUCAAACAGGCGUGGAGGCUGGAGGUGGGGAAGGCAUCAAGCGGCAAAAAGCCGCUCGGCGGCGGUGGUGGCAUCACAACAUCCCCUCCGCCUCCCCGGCCGUCUGGUGUCACCUCGGUGAAGAGCGCCGUCUUUGAAAAGUGGGCCUCCAUGGACAGGGAUCACCAGCGGCCGUUGGCCAAGAGGCAGCUGUCUGACGAGAGCAAGGCGUCAGCCACCUCCGGCAGGGUGAAGAAGAACGCCGUGAAAAGGGACCCUGUUGGGGGACGGCAGACGCUCAGUGCUGACACUACCCAGAACAGGCACACAGAGAGCAGUGGUGGAGGUGGUCCACGGACAACCCUCAAGCCACACGCUACGCGCAGAAAGUUUCAAAAAGAUUUUUUCCCACACACAGAUGUCUUCCAGAAGGUUGAUUCCCAUGCUAUCAAAGCUGGGGAAGAGUUAAGGAGCAAGAAGGUCUACUCAGUGCAGAAGAUUGCACAAGCCAUCACCGAGGGUGCACAAACUGAUCUGCAGAAACUUCGAGCAAUCUGGAUAUGGAUUUGCCACAACAUCGAAUAUGAUGUGAGUGGAUACUUGGGGCUGACCAAGAAGGUGACCUCUCCUGAGCAGGUGAUUGAGACUGGCCGAGGAGUAUGCUGUGGAUACUCCAGUGUCCUCCAGCAGAUGUGCAGGGUGGUGGGAAUCGAAUGUGAGGAGGUUUCUGGUCAUGGUAAAGGUGUUGGAUAUCGGCAAGGCCAAACAUUCCAGAACACUAAGUCCAGCCACAUGUGGAAUGCAGUUCAUCUGGAAGGUCAUUGGUACCUAUUGGACUCCUGUUGGGGGGCGGGCAGAGUGGAUUUAGACAAUAAAGCUUUCAUCAAAAGAUAUGAUGAUUUCUACUUCUUGACUGAUCCUGAAAACUUCAUCAACUCUCACUGUCCAGACGAAGCCGAAUGGCAGUUAUUGAAUGACCCCAUCCCUCUGAACGAGUUUGAGAAGAGGGUUUUGAAAACAUCUGAAUUCUACCGACUGGGCCUGACCCUCAUUUACCCAAAGCAUUUUCUCCUGGUGACAGAAAAUGGCGAAGCUACCAUCUCCAUGAGUUAUCUCCAGCCGCUGGACUUCACAUACCAGGCCUCCCUGCACAGCGGAGCUGAUCAGAAGGAACCGAACGCGUCCAUCGGGAUUCUCACCGUCACCAAGGGAACCAUGAAGCUGAAGCUGAUGCCGCCCGUGUGUGGCACGUUCGGCGUCAUGGUGUUCGCCCGGCCCGCCAACACCACGGGAACGUUCAGCUGGGUCUGUUCCUUCCUGCUGGAGUGUCCAGAGCCGGCGCCGGUCGAGGAGCUCCCCGAGAACCCCUUCCUCUCCUGGGGUCUGCAGCAGAAUGCCACAAGCUUAGGCCUGAAGCCAUGCAGCUAUGGGUCAGACACCAUGCUACUGAACUCUGGCUCCUUCGAGCUGGUGCUACACACGACCAGACCUCUCAUGAUGCUGUGUGAACUAACCCACAGGGACCUUGAUCAGACACUGGCAAAGCGAUGUCUAGCCACACAAAUUGAGCCUAACCAGCUCACCUGCCAUGUGCUCUGCCCGUAUAUGGGCUACUAUCGGCUGUCUGUGUUUGUGCGCGACUACGAGAGUGCGGGUGAACGCUUCCAAAACGCAGGCAACUUCCUGCUCCGCUGCACAGGUGGUGCCAUCAAUCUCAACGAGCUCUUUCCCGCCAACCUCAGCGCCUCCUGUGGCCCUGGAGUGAGGACGCUCAACGCCGGCCUGACCAAGUUCAGCCACGCCUCAGCCCAGCUCGUCACGCAGCAGGGCAAAUGCAACAUCACCUUCAACAGCUCACAGGACCUGGAGCUGCACGCCGUGCUCACCAAAGAUCACCGCAAGCGUCCCGGCUACCCCCUCUCGCGGCACGUCUUCUUCACCCACAACGGCAGCAAGGUCACCGUCAGCGUCGCUCUGCCAGAGCCCGGCGUCUACAAGCUGAGCCUGUACGGCAAAGCCGCCACCUCCGCCGCCAACCAGGACUUCAACCUGCUUUGUGACUUUGUCCUGCGGAGCAGCUCGGAGACACCGUGGCCGCCGUUCCCUUGCGGCUACGCGGCCUGGCAGAGGGGCAGCGUGCUGUUCGAGCCCCGCAGCGGCCUGCUGGAGGCGGGCACCUGGGUGCGGUUCCGGGUGCGGGUGCCGGGCGCCCAGCGCGUGAGCGUGCAGGGCGAGCAGCGCGUCGAGCUGCAGCUGAACAAGAGCCGCGUGUGGGAGGGGGAGGUGUUCACAGGAAACAGCGCCACCCAGCUCAAACUGGCCACCGCCGGUACUGCAGGCUGUGAGGGGAGCUCUAACAACAACAUGGCCAUCAUCAUGUCCUUUGACGUUCUGACUGAACAAAAUGAACUGUGAGGUGGACAAGAGCAUCAUGGACUCUAAAGAAGAUUUAACCACAUCAAAAAAGUAGUUUGCCGCACUGUUCUAAAAUAAAAAUAAGCAACUUAAACAUCUGUGCGAUCUGGUGGUCCUAUACUUUUAGGGUGCGAACAUCAGUUUGAAUGGAGAGAGAUGCUGAGGCUCACAAUGGGCUGGGAGGCAAUGAGUUAUGGGUUGAUGACAAGAUAUGAACUGUGAAAUCACAAAAACAGUGGUAACAUGUUAUGUAGAACAUUUACAACCAAUGGUUCAUGUGUCCUUUGCUGCAAAUUGAAUCAUGCGAACCUUUAUUAAAAUGUAUGUAUUAUGCAUUAUGUAUUUAUGUUUUAUGUAUAUAUGUAUAGUUAUAUAUUUAUGGAGUAUUUUGUUCUAAAGAAUUAUGUGUGGUACUGUACCUUUAGUAAUUGCAAAAAUAAUAAAAAGUAUAAUGUGCUUUACAAUG